Molecule: messenger RNA, 948 nt
Organism: Cynocephalus volans (Philippine flying lemur)
Lineage: Eukaryota; Metazoa; Chordata; Mammalia; Dermoptera; Cynocephalidae
Product: olfactory receptor 4F6-like
Exons: 1
Coding region: 10-948 (312 amino acids)
Biological process (GO): G protein-coupled receptor signaling pathway
Cellular component (GO): plasma membrane
Molecular function (GO): olfactory receptor activity; G protein-coupled receptor activity
Source: RefSeq, a predicted model, not a curated record
UCUGAUUCAAUGGACCAAGUAAAUGACUCUGUGGUAACUGAAUUUGUGUUACUGGGACUUGCACAGUCCUUGGGAAUGCAGUUUUUCCUUUUUUUCUUUUUUUCUUUAAUCUAUGUGGGAAUUAUCCUGGGAAACCUCUUCAUUUUGUUCACAGUGAUUUUUGACCCUCAUUUACACUCCCCCAUGUAUAUUCUGCUGGCCAACCUAUCACUCAUUGACUUGGGCCUUUCAUCCACCACAGUUCCUAGGAUGAUCUCUGAUCUUUUCACUGAUUAUAAAGUCAUUUCUUUCCACAAUUGCAUGAUGCAAAUGUUCUUUAUCCAUGUUAUGGGAGGAGUUGAGAUGGUGCUACUUAUAGCCAUGGCAUAUGACAGGUACACAGCAAUCUGCAAGCCUCUCCACUAUCUAACUAUAAUGAAUCUCAGAAUAUGUGUGUUUUUGGUAGUAGCUGCUUGGGUCUUUGGGGUGAUUCAUGCUGUAACUCAGUUUGCUUUUGUCAUAAAUCUACCCUUCUGUGGCCCUAAUAAUGUGGGGAGCUUUUACUGUGAUUUUCCUCGGGUUAUUAAACUUGCAUGCAUGGACACUUACAGACUAGAAUUUGUGGUCACUGCCAACAGUGGCUUCAUAUCUAUGGGCACCUUCUUUUUCUUAAUUGUAUCAUACAUCUUUAUUCUGGUCACUGUCCGACAACAUUCUUCAAAUGAUUUAUCCAAAGCUUUCCUUACUUUGUCAGCUCACAUCCUUGUAGUGGUUUUGUUUUUUGCUCCAUGCAUGUUUCUCUAUGUGUGGCCUUUCCCUACUAAGUCAUUGGAUAAGUUUUUUGCCAUUGUGGACUUUGUUGUCACCCCUGUUUUAAAUCCUACCAUCUAUACUUUAAGGAAUAAAGACAUGAAGGUGGCCAUGAGAAGGCUGGGUCGACAGGUUGUAAGUUCCAGGGAGACAACAUAA